CCUUUGCUCGCAGGUUUUAGAUCUGCACAAGAACCAAGAUCCGGAACCAUGGCAUCCAUCCCAUCGAGCGGCUCGCUCAUGGCGACGCACAACUACCACAGAAGACGCCUGAGCUCCACAUCCAGCAACAGCUCCUGCGGCAGCUCGGAGUACUCUGGGGAGGUCAUCCCCCACCCCCCGGGUCUGCCCAAGUCCGACCCUGGCCACUGGUGGGCCAGCUUCUUCUUCGGGAAGACGACUCACCCAGCCAUGACCACCGUGUCGGAGUCCCCGGAGAGCUCGGGAGCGCUGCGGGUGACAGCAGGACCGAUGGCGUGUGGCCUGGUCCCAGGAGCAGGACGGCGGCGUCACGCCAGCGAGCCCAGCUCCGGGCCCUCGGCAUGAGCGGGUCGGCGGCUGCUCCCCACGCCGGCGGGCACAGCCCCUUCCCCCCCUCCCCACCCCGUAGAGUAGGCAGGCUGCUCCGAGGCAAAGGUGCUGCUUUGUAAUAAAAAAAGUGCAGUAAAACCCCCAACGAUUCCCACACCAGCCUUUUUACUCUUUCUCGACGUAACUACGCCCUUUCCACGUGGACUCGGUAACACUUUUUAUUUACCUUGUACUCAUACAAUGGCAACUAAUAAAACUUGAGCAGCCUUUUAAAA
Messenger RNA from Athene cunicularia (burrowing owl), 644 nucleotides. RefSeq names its product pancreatic progenitor cell differentiation and proliferation factor (gene PPDPF). The transcript has 4 exons. The coding region runs from base 49 to 384 and encodes 111 amino acids. Gene Ontology annotation, biological process: multicellular organism development; cell differentiation. Lineage: Eukaryota; Metazoa; Chordata; Aves; Strigiformes; Strigidae. The record is from RefSeq and is a predicted model, not a curated record.